GGCCCGCUUGUUUGACCAAGGAGCCCGCUUCCCAACGGGAUGGACACCCCGGAAGGAGGCCACGGCUGCCAGCCCAUCACCAACCUCCCUCUGCCCCCCCCCAUUCCAUUGCCAGACCCCAAGGCUUUCUGUGUGGCUGUCCCCCCAGGCCUGCCCCUCACUCAAAGCCUGGAUCAAUAAACGAAAGCAUUGUGCACCGCUGCAGGCGUGUGCGCUCAGGGGACGCGAGUGGCUGUGGCGAGCUGAUGCGGGGUCGCCCUGGGGCAGGAAACCCGCCCCCCCACCUCCCCACCACGCCCUGUGACUAGGGCACCAACUUUGGUCACAACUCCAGCCCCCUGGGCUGUGCUCGGAGCCCGGUCUGCCCUGCUCCCUGGUGGGGCCUGGCCUGCGAGUUACAACCUUUGCAGAGUGGGGGUUGGGAGAAACUAGAAGUCUGUGUAGUCCUGAGGGCAGUAACCUUUGCCCUCCGUCUUCAUUGAAGCACGAGACCUUGCCCCGCCCCUUUCCUGGCGCGUGACCUGUGGUGGCUGGGUCCGUUGGGCGGAACCAGGGAGGACAAGAUGUUGAAAGUGAGAGCCCUUCCCGAGGCCAGGGGGCGGCUUCUGGGAGGAGCAGCCAGCCCUGUGGCCCACAGCUGAGCGCCUGGGCCUCCUCUUAGGCCCGGGGCUCCACACACCUCCCACGACCCCCACACCCAGCUGAGCCCUCUGGUCUGGCUUGGGUUCCCUGCCCGCCCGCACCCAGCUCUCAACUCCCUACCACCCUCUCGGAUCCCCUCGUGUGUGUGACCCACAGGCCGUGAGCGAGUCUGGGAUGCGCUGUAGCUCCGACCUGCAGCGCCAGCAGAGCGACAUCCGGAAGAUAUGGACCAAGACGAACCUGUCCCUGCAGGAUGUGGACAUGCUGGGCAAUGACUCGGAGGCCAGUAGCAUAAGUCUCCGGAGGAAGUUCAUGGGCAAGACCCGGGAGGGUGCCGCCGGAGGGCACACUUCCCUGUCCGGUGGUGAGGAUAGCUUUCAGCAGUUGGAUGAAGUGGACGAAUUGGACGAGACGACCCAGGAGGUGCGCCGCGGUCGCUCCCUGGACAGCCUUUUAGGGAGUCCCGACAAAGACGCCAAGAUCGAGGCUGAAAGGACGUCCUCAAUGUCAUCACUCACCAUUUUGAAUCGGACACCUCAUAAGGCCUACUGGGCAGAGCAGCAGAAUAGGCUGCCCCUGCCCCUGAUAGAACUCAUGGAGAGUGAAGUUUUGGAAAUCCUCACCAAGGCCCUCUCGAGCUACAGGUCGGGGAUCGGCUGGAACCACUUCAUGACCAAGCAGCUCCAGCGAAACAUCGAGGAGCUCCGGAAGCGCCGGAACGCGAAGGUGCGCAUCUCAGCGAAAUGAGGGGACAGCCAGACCCCAGCGACCGACCAACUCCUUCCCCAGUCCCCUCGAGUCCGCAGACCCAAGCCCGUCCCUGUGGAAAUCUGAGCCCGAGCUCGAGAGAAAUAAAAGUCUAUGCAUGGUCUGUGA
Echinops telfairi (small Madagascar hedgehog) is the source of this 1518-nucleotide messenger RNA. RefSeq names its product catsper channel auxiliary subunit zeta (gene CATSPERZ). The coding region runs from base 817 to 1389 and encodes 190 amino acids. Gene Ontology annotation, biological process: sperm capacitation; flagellated sperm motility. The transcript is spliced from 4 exons. The record is from RefSeq and is a predicted model, not a curated record. Gene Ontology annotation, cellular component: sperm principal piece; CatSper complex. Lineage: Eukaryota; Metazoa; Chordata; Mammalia; Afrosoricida; Tenrecidae.